AAACGCUCGCCAGUCGCCGUGCCGUCAAGGUCUGUUCGAAAUAGUAUUCUCGAAAAAGUAAAUUUUUCAAAAUAAGCCAAGUGAAAAUGGUGUCGAGUGUAAAGCUUUUCCUGGGCCUCACGGUCCUGGCUACUCUGGCCUCCACGGGGUAUGCCAUCAAGUGCUAUCAGUGCGACUCGAUCACGAAUCCCAAGUGCGGCGCGAAGUUCGAGAAGGACAGUAGCUACCUGCUGGACUGCGCCAAGAUUGCCCCGCCGCGGUUCCUGCAGAACUUCUUCCCAGUUCGCAAUGCCACUGGCUGCCUGAAGAAGGUCUUGGACACGGUGCCCCAACACCCGCAGAUCAUUAGGAGUUGCUACUUCGGAGAUGUCAGCAACACUCAAGUUGGUUGCCAAGACGAUCCCUCGCUGCCCUUCUCCAAGCAGCUGGCCUGCGAUGUCUGCACCAAGGACGAGUGCAACGGAUCCGCCUCCUUGGCCCCGGUGGCCGGUGCCAUCCUGCUUUUCUUCGGCGUCGCCCGUCUGUUGGCCUAAGGAAAUAUUUCGGCAGUGAAUUUUAAACCUUCGUCAACAUCGUAGUUGUUAUGAGCUUUCUGCUUUAAAUGGAUCUAUCUGCUUUAGUCACUUUGGAAUCUCUGUUAAUUGUUGUACACCACCUGUCGUGCCCUUUUUCGCAAUAAAAUCAUUUUAUUUAUUUGAAA
This is a messenger RNA of Drosophila kikkawai, 700 nucleotides long. Its product is annotated as UPAR/Ly6 domain-containing protein bero-like. The record is from RefSeq and is a predicted model, not a curated record. NCBI's taxonomy places the organism in Eukaryota, Metazoa, Arthropoda, Insecta, Diptera, Drosophilidae. Gene Ontology annotation, biological process: sleep; positive regulation of voltage-gated potassium channel activity; regulation of synaptic transmission, cholinergic.